Molecule: messenger RNA, 2532 nt
Organism: Amblyraja radiata (thorny skate)
Lineage: Eukaryota; Metazoa; Chordata; Chondrichthyes; Rajiformes; Rajidae
Gene: atf6
Product: activating transcription factor 6
Exons: 16
Coding region: 180-2150 (656 amino acids)
Biological process (GO): endoplasmic reticulum unfolded protein response; regulation of transcription by RNA polymerase II
Cellular component (GO): nucleus
Molecular function (GO): DNA-binding transcription factor activity, RNA polymerase II-specific; RNA polymerase II cis-regulatory region sequence-specific DNA binding
Source: RefSeq, a predicted model, not a curated record
GUCAUCAUCGGGAACUGUUGUUAGGCGGACGUGUUGUUUGCGACGGAAAGCGUGACGUGCCAAGACGGACGGCGAGAGGGAUACAGGCCGGGUCGAGAGGGGACACAGGCCGGGUCGAGAGGGGACGGGGCGGCCCGAAGAGCCUUCUAUGAGCUGUGGAGCUGACAGCAAGCCGAGACAUGGCGACCGAUUUCAGUGAGCGCAUGAACCCGUCGAUUUGUGAGAUUGGCAGCAUGUCCCGCGACAGGGACAGGGACAGGGACUGGGAAUCGUUGCUGUUUGAAGAGCUCAAUGAGACCAGUAACAUGUUUGAAGCUUUGAAAAAUAAUCCAUUUGAUAUGAACAUGGAUGUUGAUUUCAGUUUGGAAUUCAUGUCCUGGGAUUAUGAUCCUUGGGGACCAACGUGCAGUUCAUCUCCAGACGAACAAAUGAAGUCUGAGCCUCAAUCUCCAGCUUCAAACUAUUCAGUGCCUUCUCCUGCUGAUUCAACAUUACAACAUGACGAGCUGCUCUUCACUUCAUCACCUCAAUCCUCACCAAGCUCAACAUGUUCUUCCACAGCACAGGAGUUAAAUGUGCAAUGUUCACCUGAAACAAAACAUAGCAUCUUGGAACAAGUAAACGUCCCUUCAAAUACAUCAAAGCAGAAGCCUAUUCAACCAAAGCCCAUCUUCAUUCCAGCUUUACCAGUUUCGCAGUCAAGUCCAGUAUUAUCUGGGAAAACCAUUAUAAUUAAACCGAUUCAAAAUGUUAUGUCCAUUCUGAAAAAGCAGCCAAUUAGAAUCUAUCCUGCUCCUGCUGGUCACCCUGUUGUGGUUUCUCAGCCUACAGUGGUGCAGCUUCAGCCACAAGGCAUUCUUAAUUCUCAUCCUGUGAUAAAUGUGGAUGGUGGAACCAGUCCCGUGGGCACAAUGCCGGUCAGAAUCCUGACGCCAGCCAACAGCAGCAUAAUGAAUGAAAAAGUUUCAGUGACAAAUGCAAUUAUUUCAACUGGGAUUAACAAUAAGAAGCAAGAUGUAAAUGCACUACGACGGCAAGAAAGAAUGAUUAAGAAUCGUGAAUCAGCUUGUCUUUCCCGAAGAAAGAAGAAGGAGUAUCUACUGAACCUGGAGCACAGGCUGAAGUCUGCACUAGUGGAAAAUGCAAAGCUGAAGAAUGAAAAUGGCUCUCUUCAAAAACAGCUCCAGGAUUUGAUGUCUGAGAAUCAGCAAUUAAAAGUUACUGCUCCAAGAAGAAGAGCUGCAUGUGUCAUGGCCUUGUUGGUGUUUAUGGCACUCAGUUAUGGCCCUGCAAGCAUAUGGGAUAGUGAUUCCAGUGCACUGCAGACCACCGUUAGUUCCACCAUCCACAACAGACAUCUGUUGGGGUUUUCUGAUGAAAGUGGAGCUGGAAGUUAUCAGGAAACGCUCACUGAAGGCAACAGUUACAGGAAUGGAAUUUCAAUUUCGGAAAAGAAGGAUCUCAUGGUGGUAAAGGAUGAAUCUCUUCUCUUUGUCCAACGAGCAUGUCAACCACACGUCAACAGGACUGAGUCACUUCGGCUUGUAGACGAACUUCGUGGGUGGGUCCAUCGACAUGAAGUAAUCAGUGACAAGUCGAGGAAAGGAUCCAAGAUGCUUCAUAAAUUAAGGACUUUAUCGAAAUCUGUGGAUAAGAAGACUGAUGUUGCCCAUUAUGUUACAAGGAAGUACACAGACAUUAAUGAGAAAUCUCAUCUUGACAGAAACUCAGGGAGUGAAUUGCAAGUUUAUUAUGCGCCAGACAAGCGUUACCCAAGCUUCUUUGAAGCCAUUCGUAGGAGAGGAGAUACAUUUUAUCUGAUAUCAUUUCGGAGGGAUCAUUUUUUGCUGCCAGCUAUCAGCCAUAACAAGACAACCAGACCAAAAAUGUCUCUUGUUCUACCAGCAAUGAACAUUGAUGACCGUUUAAUCAAUGAGCCGAAGGAUCAUGAGGUGAUGAUGCAGAUAGACUGUGAGGUGAGGGCCACUAGAAUCCUUCACAUCAAGACAUCAUCGAUACCUGCCUUUCUGCGAGAACGCCAGGAAAAUCACACAGAUACAUAUCAGCGGCCAGCACCAACACCUACUCACGCUGCUCCCCCUAUCAUCACAGAAUCUGCACAAGGGACUGGCGUCAACAUGUACCAGUAGUGUAGCACUCACCUAAAAACAUUGUAUUUUUAACCACUGCACUGCUAUCUCUAAAGGUCACUGGUUCUAAGGACUCAUGUAAUGCAUUUGAACAUAAGAUGAUUGGAUACAAUUUUUUUUUAAAUUUGAUUUGAUCGAAAUUGUCACCAAACAACAAACCAAACCGGUGCUUUUUUGUGAUGGUACAAUGCUUUGGCAUUUCUAAUAAGUCACAUAACCAGGUUAUCAAUUUUUUAAUUUAACAAAAACAUAAUUAAUUUAGCGAUCAAGCCUCAAACAGCUAAUAGGACACCGAUCUGCCAUAUAAUCAACAAUAAAGAACUAUAUGCGUACCGGCACCUUUUGUCCACGAAAAAAGCAUUAAACUAAACUAAAGAUAGAC